Paramecium tetraurelia is the source of this 930-nucleotide messenger RNA. RefSeq lists its product as uncharacterized. The transcript is spliced from 4 exons. The record is from RefSeq and is a predicted model, not a curated record. NCBI's taxonomy places the organism in Eukaryota, Ciliophora, Oligohymenophorea, Peniculida, Parameciidae.
AUGUUUAAUAAAACUAAGAAAUUCCUAACAUUAAUAUACCAACCGAUAAGACAUCCCUUUAAGACAUUUUAGAGAUCAUUUGAUAUAGAAUAAGAAUGGUCAAAUGUAAAAUUAGUCUUGAGACCUCAUAAAGGAAAAAUAAUGACACUUUUCGCUUUAAUUACUUAUCCUAUAUAUAAGGAUAUGUUUCAAACAAUUAGAAAUUCAUUUGUUUCGACAGUUUAGAGUGAACUGGGACCUGGUUAACCAUUUGAAGUCUUUAUUAACAGUUUUGUUAAAACUGAAGUUUAAACGAUUCUUAAAGAUCCUGUUGUUUAGCAGGAAUCAGUAGAUUUUGUGUAAAGAUUGGGAAAGCAGCAAUAAGUUUAAGACAGCAUUGUUACAUUAUUAAAAUAAUCUAUACAAGAUCCUUCAUUUUUAGAGGAUUCAAAAGUUUUUGGAAAGAAGUUAGUGUUGGAUUUGGUACAAGAUAAAUCAAUUUAAGAUUAAACUCAAAAAUUAAUAAUACAAGUAAUAAAUGAUCCAAUAUUCAAAUAUGAAGUGAAAGAAUUUUGUAAAUCCUUAUCAUAAGAACCUGAAAUAAAUUAAGCAGUUGCGGAAAUCUUAAAAAAUGCAGGUAUGGACCCAAGCUUUAGGGCUGCUUUUGCAAAUGCAUUCGCAUAUGCUUUCAAUGAUGUAUUAAUGAGAAAAGACACCACUGACAAAUUAAGAAUGUUUUUAUUAUUCUUAAUUGAGACUGAAAAGUCUUAAGAGUAAGGAAUAAAGGGAUUCUUAGACAUGAUUAUAGACAAAUUAUUAAAAAAAAAAACAAUGAUAAGCAAAGAAAAUGAAUUUGAUUCACUUUUGGAAAAACUCUUGGGAAAAGAAAAAUUGAAAAAUUUAGCUGAAGAACAUAAGUUUUAAGGACAACAACAUUCAGAUGUGUAUUGA